AAGAAGAACUAGGGUUCUUCCCUAAAACCCUAGGUGUGGAGAAUUUGAUGCGGAGAAAGAGAGCGCGAUCGAGGAAUGCGCUUGCUCUCUUACGCGGAUGACUGCGACUCCGACGAAGGUGAGUCGGAUCUAGAGGGCGGGCGGAGGAGAAGAUCUCUCACCGGCCGGGGCGCGAUGCUGCGCUACUUGAGCCGCAAGAUCCACAGGUAUUUCAAGCCGGAUCCGUCGAGAUUGCUGGGGAUUUUCCUGCUGCUGGGCUCGAUCUUGCUGCUGAUGGUGUAUCUAGGGGAGAAUGGAGGCAUCCUGCUGCCUUAUUCUCGCGAUCCAGCGAUGGAAAACCAUCCAUUUGCUGGAUUGACGAGCCUAGUGAUGGUCGCUGGGCAUGCUGUCUACACGAGUAGGAUUUGUGCCAAGGCAAACGAGGAGAGCUCUUGGUUCUUGGAGCCUUAUCAGAGAAACUCUGGACAGGCUGCUACGUUUCUAGAGCACAUCCAUCGAGGUGUGGAGGCGGCGUCUAGAGACAAUCAAUCGCUACUUCUUUUCAGCGGAGGAGAGACGAGGAAAGAAGCUGGGCCUAGGAGUGAAGCUCAGAGCUACUGGAGUGUGGCGGACGCGAAUGACUGGUUCGGGCAUUCUUCCAGCGUUCGUGAUCGAGCAGUCACAGAAGAGUACGCAAGGGAUAGUUUCGAGAAUUUGCUCUUCAGCAUUUGCCGGUUUAGAGAACUCACUGGACAGUAUCCACAAAAUAUAACUGUUGUGAGCUACCAUUUCAAGCAGCACAGAUUCGUGGCCCUGCAUCGUUCAGCUUUGAAGUUCCCUCGUGAGAGAUUUGCAUACCUCGGAACGCUUCCAGCGAUUUCUACAGCGGCCGCGGCUGCGAGAGGAGAGCUUUUUGUACAAGAACAGUUUAGGAAAGACCCGUAUGGAUGCAUUGGACAACUUCGUGAGAAGCGGAUCAAGCGCGAUCCUUUUGCGAGGCUCAUCCCGUAUCCAGCAGGUUGUCCCGAGAUUGCCAACUUGUUUACGUACUGCGGCAGCAGCGUGAUAUCCCGGAGGCUACCAUGGAACUAGAAAGAAAAAUGAAACUCGUAAUUCAAGAACAAGAGACCAAGAUGAUGCAUUGAAGAACUUGAGAAAAAAGAAAGAGAAUUGCCACUCCCCUCGAGAAACUCCCACGUAUGGGAUGAUCACAUCACUCCUCAGUUCAGCUCCAGACAAGGUUCGCUCUCCCCUGCGCAAAACACAUCAAUCAGUUAAGAGAUUUUGCCAGCGAAGUACUAUCACGACGGCAGAUCCAUCUUUCAAACGGAAGGAAAAGCUUAUCCUUUUCGAGGAAGGAAGAAACAAGGCUCCAUCAAUCGUCCAGCCAGCAAACAUGGCAAAGCAGGAAGGACAUGGCAAAACAGGAGGUAGAAGCCUCCAUUCUUUCUAGCAGAGGUUUCGCUCGCUCGCGCAAAGCUAAACGUGGACAACUUGAAGACGAUGGUGGUAACAUAUCACGCACACAAACCACGAUUAGAGAAGCUUACAAACGAUGCUAAUCGCGAGAAGCUUAUAUUGAAAUCCAAUCGCGGAAGCGCGUGGUUCGCCCCAAUGCGCGCAUGGUUUUGUUU
Selaginella moellendorffii is the source of this 1613-nucleotide messenger RNA. RefSeq lists its product as uncharacterized. Gene Ontology annotation, cellular component: cytoplasm. The record is from RefSeq and is a predicted model, not a curated record. The coding region runs from base 76 to 1071 and encodes 331 amino acids. The transcript has 6 exons. NCBI's taxonomy places the organism in Eukaryota, Viridiplantae, Streptophyta, Lycopodiopsida, Selaginellales, Selaginellaceae.